Fraxinus pennsylvanica is the source of this 747-nucleotide messenger RNA. The record is from the annotation of a GenBank genome assembly. NCBI's taxonomy places the organism in Eukaryota, Viridiplantae, Streptophyta, Magnoliopsida, Lamiales, Oleaceae.
AUGGCCUUAUCCGCACUCUCUCCUCCGCCACCAUCGCUCACCACCUACUCCGCUUCAGCUUCGCUCCCCGAACUUUUCCAUUCCACCGUCUCCAACUUAUCCUUUCCACCUACCCGUUACCCAAACAACGUCUCAACCAACACCUCUACCAAUUCCCGACCAGAUUACAGUAAGUGGAGAACCCACGUUUCAUUCUUCCCUGCUUUCUUCAACAACAAAACCAAGAAUGCAGAGUCCAUCAAACUACAGCUUCUUGAAGCGAUUGCACCCCUUGAUCGUGGUGCUGAAGCCACUCCUGAAGAUCAGCAAAGAGUUGAUCAGAUAGCUCGCAAACUUGAGGCAGUCAAUCCAACGAAGGAGCCACUGAAGUCUAGUUUGCUGAAUGGGAAAUGGGAACUCAUAUACACGACUUCGAAAUCAAUUUUGCAAACUCAGAGACCAAAGCUUCUGAGAUCCAGAACAAACUAUCAGGCAAUUGACUCGGAUAGACUUAGAGCUCAGAAUAUGGAAUCGUGGCCAUUCUUCAAUCAGGUUACAGCCGAUUUAAUUCCUUUGAGUGCAAGAAAGGUGGCUGUAAAAUUUGAUUAUUUCAAAAUUGGAGGGCUGAUACCGGUGAAAGCUCCGGAAAGAGCCCGAGGCGAGCUGGAAAUUACUUACCUGGAUGUAGAGUUAAGGGUAUCGAGAGGUGAUAAGGGGAACCUGUUUAUUCUCAAAAUGGUGGAUCCUUUAUAUGAAAUACCUUCCUAA